GUCUAAAUUGGAAUCGACCCAGGCUUCCAGCUUCCGGAAAUUUGGAUCGCCCCCAGCUCCGCCCCAGCCUCUUCCGGCCCCGCCCCUUCUCAUCACGCGCCGUCGUCAUGACAACCGCGUCCUCUCGCCCACCACUCCCACAAACUCUUAGCGCUCCCAUUGGCUAAAAGUUUGCAACCGGCAGGUCUCCCUCGCUCUCAUUGGUCAGUUGAUAGCGGCGGUGCCAGCCCGCACACUCUUAUUGGCCGACUGAUUGAAAAGGGCGGGGACUAUGGGCAGCAGUUGUGCAGGGGCCUUCGGAUCCCAGCGCCGCACCGAGAGGGGAGGGUGGGGACAUCUAGGGUUAUUUGGAAGGAUAAAGGUGAGGGCGGUGUGAAAGGGGCGAGAAGUCAGCGGAGGUGAGAGGGGAAUGGGUGGGCAAUGCAGACACGAUAUUUGGGGAUUCCCGGGUUGUUUGUCCCGCAGGGCGAUGACCACACCAGCGGGCUCGGGCACUGGCUUUGGCUCUGUGUCCUGGUGGGGCCUGUCCCCGGCGGUUGACCUGCAGGCUGAGAGUCCUCCUGUGGACCCAGACUCACAGGCCGAUACAGAGCACGGGACCCCCGAGCUAAAUGUGCUGCUGUUGGGCUCCGUGGAUGGGCGACACCUGCUACGGACCCUGGCCCGGGCAGCUCUCUGGCCUCGAAGGAGGUUCCGUUUUUAUGUGCUGGAGAAUAAUAUGGAAGCUGUAGCCCGACACAUGCUGAUUUUCAGCCUAGCCCUGGAGGAUCCUGAGAAGAUGGGGUUGCAAGAGAGGAGCGAGACCUUCCUGGAGGUGUGGGGGAACGCGCUGCUGCGCCCCACUGUGGCCGCCUUCGUGCGCGCCCAGGCCGGCCGCCUGGCUCGCCUCGUCCCGGAGCCCGAUCGCCUAGCGGAGCAGCUGCCCUGGCUCAGCCUGGGCGCCCUCAAGUUCCGCGAGCGCGACGCCCUGGAGGCCGUUUUCCGUUUCUGGGCCGGAGGGGAGAAGGGGCCCGAGGCUUUCCCCAUGAGCCGCCUGUGGGACUCGAGGCUGCGCCACUACCUGGGCUCCCGGUACGACGCCCGGCGCGGUGUCAGCGACUGGGACCUGCACAUGAAGCUGCACGAUCGCGGGGCCCGAGUCAUCCACACCAGUGAGUUCCGGCGCUGGAGGGACACAGGAGUCGCCUUUGAACUCAGAGACUCCAGCGCUUAUCACGUGCCCAACCGGACCCUGGCGUCCGGUCGCCUCCUGAGCCACCGCGGGGAGCGCGUAGCAGCGCGCGGGUACUGGGGGGACAUCGUCACGGGGCCCUUCGUGGCCUUUGGCAUCGAAGCGGACGACGAGACGCUCCUGAGGACCAGCAACGGGCAGCCUAUCAAGACCGCGGGCGAGAUCACGCAGCACAACGUGACGGAGCUGUUCCGAGAGAUGGCCGCCUGGGGGCACCCGAGAGCCGCCCAGGGAGACCCCGCGCAGGUGCAAGGCGACGCGGACGGAAGCCCGGAGCCUGCCCCUGUCCCAGAAUCCUUCACUGUCCACUUCCUGUCCCUCGGUUCUGCCCAGACCCUCCACCACAAGAGCUGCUACAAGGGACGGUUCCAGCUUCUCUACGUGGCUUGUGGGAUGGUCCAUCUUCUCAGCCCGGAGCUAGGUGCCUGCUUGGCCCCCGGAGGACGCCUCAUUGUAGAAUUAGCCCAGUUCCUAGUGGACCUGCGGCAGGAGCAGCUGCAGGGGUUCUCCACUCGGGUCGGGGAGCUAGCACAGGCGGCUGGAUUUGCCCCACAGCCGGGGGCCAGGCGCUCGCAGACCUUCGCGCGCUUCUACAAGGCCGGAGACUCUGCUCCCAGCCACGAGGACCCAGCUGUGGGAUCUGGGACUCCGCCCCCUGAAAUCCUAGCUCCGCCCCUUGAGGCAAUCAACCCUCCCCCCGAGGACCUGACCCAGCCCCUUGAAGGCGGGAUCCCACCCUCUUAACCCCUCAAGCGGCCUCAGGCUUCACUGUUGUAGGCCUUGGUUCCACCCACAGGGAGUCAGACCCCCAAACCAGAGAGUCUGACUGUACCUCCAGAGACCAACUCCCCAAUCCCUAACUUCUAAAGUCGGGUCCUAGAAUCAGAACGCGCCUCUAGAAUACUCAAUUAUACUCCCAGCAUUCUCACUCAGCGCCAGAGGUGUCGCUAGAAUUUCAGAAUCCUGGGAUUCUAUAUUUUAUUCCUAGAAUUCUAGAUUGUUCUCUUGAGUUCUACUUUCCACUCCCAAGACUCUAAAACCAGCCUGGAGAUCCGGCCGUGGGGCUCAGGCCUUCUGCGUGGUCCCCUCAUCCCCAGGCAUCGCACUCCUAACUAGGGGCUGGGGGUGUCUCCUCUCACAGGCUGGUCAACACUAGGGCGGUCCAAGUAAAGAGCCAGAUCCUCUUCUCCUUGUGUCCGUGUG
This is a messenger RNA of Kogia breviceps (pygmy sperm whale), 2434 nucleotides long. RefSeq names its product dynein axonemal assembly factor 3 (gene DNAAF3). Gene Ontology annotation, biological process: axonemal dynein complex assembly; motile cilium assembly. Lineage: Eukaryota; Metazoa; Chordata; Mammalia; Artiodactyla; Physeteridae. The record is from RefSeq and is a predicted model, not a curated record.